Messenger RNA from Wyeomyia smithii (pitcher-plant mosquito), 1433 nucleotides. Its product is annotated as uroporphyrinogen-III synthase-like. The record is from RefSeq and is a predicted model, not a curated record. Gene Ontology annotation, biological process: uroporphyrinogen III biosynthetic process. Bases 119 to 871 code for a protein of 250 amino acids. NCBI's taxonomy places the organism in Eukaryota, Metazoa, Arthropoda, Insecta, Diptera, Culicidae. The transcript has a single exon. Gene Ontology annotation, molecular function: uroporphyrinogen-III synthase activity.
CCAAAACAUUGCCAAUCUUCCUCUCGUUCCCGUUGUAUAUAGCACUAGUAGUGACUGUGAAUUAGAUGUUUUUAUCGCUUAAUUCGUUCGAAAAACCAAAAACCAACACCAACUAGUCAUGCGGAAAGUGGUCAUACUGAAGUCCGAAAACGACAACAGUGAGAUUUAUUCCGCGCUGCUGCAGAAAAACGGCUUCGAAGCGGUGUUCGUUCCGACCUUGGAUUUUUGCUUCAAAAAUCUGGAUGUUCUGCGCGAUCGAUUGCUGUCACCGUAUAAGUAUUCGGGUCUUAUUUUUACCAGCCCCCGGAGUAUAUCGGCCGUCCGGGAUGCCCUCGGUGGACAGCGGCUGAAAGAUGAUUGGAAAACACUGGAAAAUUAUUGCGUGGGUGAAACUUCGCAUGAUUUAAUACUACGCACCCUAGAGCUGGAUACCAAAGGUCAGCAGUCCGGAAAUGCGAGCAAUUUAGCAGACAUGAUGAAGACGGAUCUUUACAACAAAACUAUUACGUUGCCCUUCUUGUUUCCUUGCGGAAACCUCAAGCAGGAUGUCCUGCAGAACAAACUCUCCGAGUAUGGCUACUCGAUAGAUUCGGUUGAAGUGUACGAAACGAUUCCGCACAAGGAUCUGGAUCGAAACUUGCGCCAGGUGUUUAGCAGUGCUGCUCCGGAUUUUCUCAUGUUCUUCAGUCCGUCCGGAAUCAGCUACUGCGGUGCCGUUUUCGAGCGGCACAAGCUAGACCUGAGCGGCAGUCGAAUAGUCGCAAUCGGCCCCAGCACGAAGAAGGCCAUCGAAAACAAAGGCUACACGGUGCACCGGACCGCGGAGAAACCCUCUCCCGAGUAUGUUGUUAGUGCUUUACUGGAAUCCUAACUGUUUUUGGGGUGGAAAGUUUGUUGUUGGUUGAAUCAAAGAAAUGUUUAUUAGAAGUAACUUUUUUUUAAAAUAGAAUGUAGCGGGAACUAUGGGAGGCCAAUCUAUUUUGCCACGAAGUUUAGAUUGUUAUUAUUAUUAGGAAAGUUGUUGAACAACUGAAUGCCGUCUAAAGGAAAGAAAAAAAACGAAACGAGAUAGAAUAGUUCUUUGCUGGUUAAUGUUAUUCAGCUGUUGAUGUUAUAGUACAUUGGUAUACAGAAGAAAAAAAACUAAUAAUAGAAAGCGAUGUAGUUUAUUUCGCUAAUGUGAUCGUAAAUAGAAUCGGAUCAAUUUUGCAGUUGUGUGAAAGUUAUUCUGUUUUAGAUGUAGGACAAUACUAGCCUCGCUUUGUAUUUUUUGUUGUUAGUUAUGAUUUCUAUUUAUUUGCAUCAACUCAUUACCACACUUUAAAGUCAGUGUGCAAACAUUUUCAUUUUAGAUUAAUACAAAUAGUUUUAAUGUAAUAUGCAGUGAAUUAUUCAUCGGAAAAUAAAGAAUAUUGUUAAAUAUGUGUAUCCUG